CUCGUCUCAUUUCUUUUCUGCCAUUAGAUCAUGUUUAAGCGUACUCCAGGAAGCAGAAAGGAAAAGAACAACGACGAUGAUGAGUCUACAUCGCCCACCAUCACUGUCUCUGUACCCCAUGACGCGUUGGAGCCACCAUCUCCCAGCAGAAUAAGCGAGGAUUCAACCUACUCUGGCAAUCAUCGCAGCAGUAGUGAUCGUCCUAAGGUGCAGCCACAUCAGCCGUGGAAACCAUGGGAUCCUCGGAAAUUAACCAAGACCGCCAGCAAUAGGCCUCACUUACAUGGGGCCCCCGAUGCUGCAGUUCCUGGAGUCUUAUCGCCCCCAUCCACAGUCGUGUCCCCCUCAGAUACGUCAAAGAAAGCUCAAAGCAUGAUGUUGAAAUUACCUGGUAUAUUUUCUUCAGGGAAUCCGAAUACCAGCGGGAAGACGCAUUUACACGGCUCCUCUAGUAAAAACCAACAGCAACAGCCUAUUGAGGCUCGAUUAUGGAAUGCAGAUUUGACUGUCACCUCUCCACUUUCUCCAGCUGGGCCUCGUUAUAUUUCCGCAAUUGCUGGUAGAGGUGCCAGUCGCAAAAUAGGAAACGAUAGUACUGGGCGGUUCACCUCAACUUGGAGAGGUGGGGGAGGGCAUUCCAGCCCAACAGAUCAUGGAUCGCCCACAUCUCUGUCGGGAUCAAGAUCAUCGCCUACAUUUUCAAUAGCCAAUGAUAAUGAUAGUAGGCCACGGUUCAAGAGCAUAGUCUCAUCUAGGCCCCAACCAGGAAACCAACGAGAAUUCACUCCCUUAAAUAUACCCGCCAGCAACCAAGGCAAUAAUGACGUUGAUUACAGUCUCGAUGAAGAAUGGGAACAUGUUAAAGCAGUCAGCCCGGAAGGUACAAAUACAGGAUCACUUGAAGUGACAUUUUUCAACAGUAAAAGUUCGGACCAUGGGGCGCACCAGCAUCACCACCGUCGCGAUGAAGGUUUGCUGUAUCAAGACAGACAUCCGCAUAUGAGACAGCAUACGGGUCGAAACCAAUAUCCAGUGUUUCUCAGUAAUCCUAGGAGAGCUCUCCGAGCGCGGUUGUUCUGCUUGCGUCGAAGUCGACGAUUACAUCCUGUAGUGCGGUUAAUUGUUUUCUUGUUCCUGGCGGGGUCUGUAUGCUUUACUACUUUUCAUAUAAUCUUUAAAGCUUCUAGGAGCAAUAACCGAUUGCGGAACAGUUUUGACUAUACAGAACAACAACUACGGGUUCGACGGAUACUGGGCCAGUCGUCUACAAAAAAAAAAACUCUGUCUGUAUUCGAUGUCGAGGCACAGAACUAUAGCAAGCAUCAAUGGGCCUUGAAUACUUACGAUAUCAAUGGCUCAAAGGCAAUCGUACAUGUAGGAGAAGACUACAUGUUAUCAAAAGCGUUCAGUGGGGCGAUACAUCCGACACAGGUGAUACCGUUCUAUUUUAAAGCAUCCUUUAGGGACGAGGAGGAUGAUGAUGACUUGCCUAUGGAUGAUGAUGGAUUACAAGGAUCACAACCGAUAGCAAGGGGAGAUCACACCAAUGACGAUACUCCAGUCCAUGUGGAUCCAUCCUUAGUCACGAUCACUACACUUAUCACACCAGAUCGUUAUGGUGUCUUCUUGAAACUCGUAAAGCAAUAUAGAGGCCCAAUAUCAGUGGCAACUCAUAUCCGGAAAGGUCCUGAUCAGGAUGCCAGGUUUCAUGAGUUAAAUCAAUUCUUCAAAGAACACUCUAUCUUGCGGAAAUACGUCGAUCUUCAUGUUAUUGUGGAUCAGGUGGAUCUUCAGCUUAAUAUGUGGCGUAACGUUGCGAGGAUGUUUGCGAGGACAAAUUAUUUUAUGAUGCUUGAUGUAGACUUUCACAUCCCCUCAGGCCUCAAAAAUCACAUGCAUCAUGAUCCACGAAUACAGGAGUUAUUGUCAUCCGGAGCGGCGUUGGUCAUCCCUGCGUUCGAGUACGAUAUUAAGCACGAUCCGAAGGAUUCUAAAUACUUUCCGGACACCAAAGCUGAGCUCUUGCCCCUGCUGGAAAAGAAACACAUCAGAGUCUUUCAUGACUCCUUCCCACCUGGCCAUGCUGCCACAGAUACGCCUCGAUGGAUAAAGAUGAGUAAACGAGCAAUCGAGAAUGCUGAACGUCCCGUCGGAUGGCAAAUCGGAGAAGUGGAAGAAGACACUAUUGAAGAUACUAUUAAGGACACUGGGCGUAUCACUGAACAUGAGCGCGAGGAGUAUCUUGAGCAGGAAGCUGGAGGAGAGCGGCCUUAUAAGGUCACAGCUUUUGAACCCAAAUAUGAGCCUUACAUUAUAUUGAAGCGCGAAGGCACGCCAUGGUGUGAUGAACGGUUUGUAGGAUAUGGGGCUAACAAAGCGGCAUGCUUGUUUGAGAUUUAUAUCUCAGGAAUUGAUUUUUGGGUAAUGCCACAAGAUUUUUUGAUCCAUCAGUACCACGACUACCCAACCACAAACCGGAAGAAUGGGCGGAUUUUGAACAAGCAGCUCUUCGUCCAUUUUCAACAAGAAAUUUGUUUUAAGACACUGCAGCGCAUGAUUGUCACUGGCGAGUGGUAUACUAGCAAGGCCGAUAAUCUUCGACAUCAAUGUAGCGAGUUUGACAAUUUUCUAGCGUCUGCAGACCAACUCGCAAAAGAGUAUGAGGAACGAAAUUCAAACAGCUUGAUGGAAGAACCCAUUUAUGUGUCCGAGGCGGAUAGUGAGCAAAGACGAUAUAGAGCAAAUACGGACUGGAAACUGAAAUCACCGGCUUCACAAGCUGAUGAUAAUUCUGACUCUAACUCUGGCGAAAAAUAUAGAAGUAAUAUUGUUGGGAACGAUGGUCGAAACAACAGUCAUAGCGGCGAUGGACAUACAAAUGUUGAUAAACACAUUGUGAAUGAUGGAUAUCAAGACCGUUUCAUGUACCGACCUAAAGGGAGGAUCUGGGGUGGUAUCCAACCAAAGACUUUUUACAUACCACCUCCUGAUACUGAAGAAGACAUACCAAUUGAUGGGAUUGGCAUUGAUGAAGCUCUAGCUGUAGAUGUGGAUGAAACCAAAUUCAAUGAAUCAGACGAAGGUCAAGAGGCCAGCGUGAGAGAUGAAGAAGGAACCAACUUGACCGGGGAAAGGCUUGAGCAGUUCCGACAGGGUAUUAUCUUCCCGUAUGGGCAUGAUAUCGAUCCAUUCGGUCCUCCAAAGUCAGACAAAGAUAAAAUUAAGGAUAAAGAUGGUCUGGAAGAUAAGGCAAAGCAUGACAAAGUGAACACUGUUCCCAAUGGAGCUAAUGACCAGAAUAGUCGUGAUCAGUAUGUAGAAGAGGAUUUGGGUGACCAAGAUCAGGAGCAUGAUAACCCGUCUCCAAAGGGAUGGCCCUCGAUAAAGGAUGGUGAAAGAUAUACAUCGUUUGAAGAAGCUGCAGGGCAACUCGAGGCGCGUUACCAGUCAUUGGGCGUAGGCUCAGUGUAGAAUAUUCG
Molecule: messenger RNA, 3479 nt
Organism: Lobosporangium transversale
Lineage: Eukaryota; Fungi; Mortierellomycota; Mortierellomycetes; Mortierellales; Mortierellaceae
Product: glycosyl-transferase for dystroglycan-domain-containing protein
Exons: 4
Coding region: 31-3471 (1146 amino acids)
Biological process (GO): protein O-linked glycosylation via mannose
Molecular function (GO): xylosyltransferase activity; glucuronosyltransferase activity
Source: RefSeq, a predicted model, not a curated record